AUGAGUGAUUCUGUCGGACAGACGUCGAUAGACGACCACUCUGCAAGUACUAACGCGCCCACGGACAUUAGUGUGCCUUCCCUACACGACCGCGAGCUGUAUGCGAGAUCAGCUGAUCCCUCCGCGAGCGCUAGCUCUAUUCGAGAAGCUCCUACUAGUCUGCCCGUCCAAUCUACAGCCUCUUGUGGCCCACUCGACUCAUCGGACGAGGAACCAAAGGAAAUUAGAGUGGUUUCGCCCCCCUUUGAAACGUGGUACGACGAUUGGAACGUGUUUUUUGCUCGGCUGCAAGACUAUCAAGACCGUACGAAGCAGUUGUACAGUGUUCGGUCUACCGUGAAGGCGACAACGCGUAAUGCAGUCAUCAAGGCGAAGAAGAAAUGGUCUGAGACCGAGCUCAUUCCCGAAUCAUUUGGAGACUAUUACAAGAAGAUGCUGUGCACACAUGGUUGGAACAAAAGUGAGAGGGGAGACGGCCGAAGGACCGGACAUAGAGGACGUAGCACAGGAUGUGGAGUUGUUCUCUGCGCGACUGUGACACGUUGCCCUGAAAGUCUCAACUUCAGAGUAAAAGUCACUGUUCACAAGCGGGUUCACAAUCACCGGCUAGGGAAAGACAUCUACGACCACUAUCCUGUCAAUAGGCGUGUUACGGACCCCGACGUUCUCGACAUUGUCGAUGAGCUAGUCAAGGCUGGUGGAAAACCGAAGAAGAUACUAAAGUAUCUCCAAGAGACAACAGGCAAAAGCGUAACCUUACGGGACGUGCACAAUUUGGUGCAGCGAUUGAAGGCGAGGCGGCGCGGAAUUGCAACUGUCGAAGAUCGACUGGAGGCUGUACUGCGUAAGUUUUGCGCUUUCCGUGGCAAUACUGCCUCUAUCUUCGUGGACGAGACGGAGACUACGCAAACGAUCACACUACAGACAAGACAGAUGCAUCGGUUCUUUGAGGCUUUCCAGAGGUGCUCAUGCUCGACUCCACACAUGGAACGAACGUAUCCAAGUAUAAGCUGUUCAGCUUCAUGA
Molecule: messenger RNA, 1026 nt
Organism: Phytophthora nicotianae INRA-310
Lineage: Eukaryota; Oomycota; Peronosporomycetes; Peronosporales; Peronosporaceae
Exons: 2
Coding region: 1-1026 (341 amino acids)
Source: RefSeq, a predicted model, not a curated record